This is a messenger RNA of Fusarium oxysporum Fo47, 2846 nucleotides long. Its product is annotated as amino acid permease-domain-containing protein. Gene Ontology annotation, biological process: amino acid transmembrane transport. Bases 51 to 2846 code for a protein of 931 amino acids. The transcript has 5 exons. Gene Ontology annotation, molecular function: amino acid transmembrane transporter activity. The record is from RefSeq and is a predicted model, not a curated record. Lineage: Eukaryota; Fungi; Ascomycota; Sordariomycetes; Hypocreales; Nectriaceae. Gene Ontology annotation, cellular component: membrane.
AAUUCCUCACUCUUUUCCGUUUUUUAGGUGAUUCGUUGAAUUUGGCUAUCAUGGCUGUUGAAAAAGUCAUAUCUGAUUCUCCCGUCGUUGGGGAAAAAGGCGUAAUGGCUGAUGAAAACGCUCCUACGAAAGAAACCUUCACUGCAACGGGUGAAGAAUAUGAGCAGGAUGAUUUCAUGACGAGGACGGGAUUGAACGCUAAGUCUUUUACGAGGAAGCAUUAUGGACUUGGGCUUGUGGAAUUGGAUCGCAAGAUGAAGCCGAGACAUCUUCAGAUGGUUGCUAUUGGAGGAUCGAUUGGUGCUGGGUUCUUCGUUGGGUCUGGUUCGGCUUUGAGUAAAGGUGGCCCUGCUACGUUGUUUAUCGACUUCUUCCUCGUUGGAGUCAUGGUUUUCAAUGUUGUCUACGCAAUGGGUGAACUAGCCGUCAUGUAUCCCAUCUCUGGCGGUUUUUACACGUAUGCGGCUCGUUUCAUCGACCCGUCUUUUGGUUUCGCCAUGGCGUGGAACUACACUCUUCAGUGGGCUGCUACACUUCCUCUCGAACUCACCGUCUGCGCUAUUACUAUCCAGUACUGGUCUCCUGACAUCUCCCCCGGAGUCUGGAUCGCCGUGUUUCUCGCUGCUAUUACCAUCCUCAACAUGUUCGGCACGUUGGGAUACGCCGAGGAGGAAUUCUGGGCGGCGUGCUUCAAACUCACAUCGAUUUCUAUCUUUAUGAUAAUCGCACUGGUGCUGGUUUGUGGCGGGGGUCCGUCGAGUGGGAGCUACGAUACGUAUCAGGGCUUUAAGCUAUGGCAUGACCCUGGUGCUUUCAAGAACGGAUUUAAGGGAUUUUGCUCUGUUUUCGUAACAGCGGCGUUUUCAUUUGCGGGCUCGGAACUUGUGGGUUUGGCAGCUGCUGAGUCUCGAAAUCCUACUGCUUCGGUUCCUGCAGCUAUCAAGCAGGUCUUUUGGAGAAUCUGCUUGUUUUACAUUGUUGCGCUGCUGUUCGUUGGAUUGUUGAUCAGCUGCAAUGAUGAGAAUCUUCUCAGCUCGAGUUCUUACUCCAACAGCGCAGCUUCGCCAUUCGUUCUUGUUGGAAAAUAUUCCGGCCUCAAGGGUCUCGAUCACUACAUGAACGCCGUCAUCCUCUCAUCCGUCUUAUCCCUCGGCAUCGCCUCAGUGUAUGGCGGAUCGCGCACACUUCUUGCCCUUGCGCAGCAGGGUUUUGCGCCAAAGAUCUUUACUUGGGUUGAUCGAGCGGGUCGACCUUUACCGUCUGUUGGAUUCAUCAUUGCUUUUGGAUGCCUUGCUUUCUUGAACCUUGAUGCAGCUGGUCCUGUUAUUUUUGACUGGCUUUUGGCUUUGUCGGGAUUGGCCAUGCUUGUUUGCUGGGGAUCGAUCUGUCUUGCGCAUAUUCGAUUUAGAGCGGCGUGGAAGUAUAAUGGACAUACGCUCGAUGAAAUCCCGUUCAAGGCUAUUGGUGGCGUUUGGGGAUCAUGGUUGGGGUUGAUCUUUGUUGUUGUCAUUCUCAUUGCUCAGUUCUACGUGGCCAUUGUCGCCCCUGUUGGCGAGUCCGGAAUGGGUACUGUUGAGGAUUUCUUCAUGCAAUAUCUUGGACUCCCUAUUGUGCUGGCUUUCUGGGCUGGAGGAUAUCUCUGGAAGAGGACAAGUUGGAUCAGCAUUGAGAAGAUUGAUAUCGAUACGGGCCGACGUGAACAUGAUUGGGAGGCUAUCAAUGCUUGGAGGACAGAGCUCGCUACGUUUCCCUGGUGGAAGCGAUUGAGGAACUGGGCCUUUCAGCUCAAUCGCACUGCUACCACGGCUCCGAAUCUCAAAGAGAUUCAAUUACAAGCUAAUAUGGACACUACCAUGAACAACGCAGACCCGCAGUCAUAUUCUGACUUCCCAUGGGACUCACUAAUCGACACAUUUCCUUUCCUAACCAACCAAGCCUACCAAGCACUAUCCAUCCAACUAGAAUUCUUUCGCAAUAUGGGCACCAUGAACCUCUCUCUUCCUGAAGAUGCUAGCGCAAAAGAAAUAUUGAAGACAAUCCUCGAUAAAGCAAAACUCGUCAAUGAACUGAUGUCCAUUUUGACUCACAGCUCUGAACUUCUCAUUGAGUUGAAGAAUAUGGAAUAUGACGAGAUGGUCGAUGCAAGGAGAGAGGAAGUCAGCAGCAUGAUUGAUGAGGCGGGGGAGAAUAUUGAAAAGGUUAUUACUAUGCAGAAAGAGGAAGUUGAGAGAGGACUGAGGCAGGAAGUUGCUGAACCGGGACUGGCGGAAGUCCAGGAUCAACAAAGACGUACAGAACAGGAAAUGCUUUUGCAACAAAGGAUUAGUGAGCUAGGUUUGGGAGCUCCAGGACCUUCAGAAACACGGAUACCGUCUGUGCAGCCACCAGCUCACCAGCAAAGUCAUUUGCCACAACAACGCACUAUACCACAGCAAAUUCCAGGGCUUCACCAUGCUUCUUCUGCACUACCAACGGGAAAUCAAGGAUACAAUCCAGUACCACUACACAACCCAGUUCCGGCACAUAGCCAGGCACCAGGACAUGGUCAACUUCCAGGGCAUGCUCAAAUUUCAGGACAUGGCCAGGUCCCAGCAUGCCCCCUCCCUCAAACAGUCCCCAUACAGAGACGAGAUAGCGUAUACACCGAAACAAGCACCACAAGCUCUGAUGACUCUGAGAUUCUCAGAAUGAUGGAUAAGGAGCUGAAGAAGCAAAAACAAAAAGACAGAGCUGCCAAGAGAAUGGCAAAGAUGAAGAAAGAGCGGGAGAGGGGCGACUUUUGUAGUAGUAAAUGUCAUAUUUCUCAACAGGAUGUCUUGUUCUACAAGUGCAAGUGGGCACCCUGA